This is a messenger RNA of Geodia barretti, 459 nucleotides long. NCBI's taxonomy places the organism in Eukaryota, Metazoa, Porifera, Demospongiae, Tetractinellida, Geodiidae. The record is from the annotation of a GenBank genome assembly.
ACACAUAUAAUUUCGCGCGCUGCAUCGCUCCGCUGAUUAUUGCCUCAAACUCUGCUUACUUCAACCCGUAACCACUGCCGUCUGUCACUCAUCAUGAGCAGCUCAGGGGGAUACUCGGGGACUGGAACCCAGACGGACAAGGACAACCACGCAGACCAGUGCAAUCCCAACAACGCACAGUACGCGGGUCAUGAGAAGGGAUACACUGGAACUGGCACCAAAUCUGAUUUGGACAACCAUGCCAACCAACUCAACCCCAACAACCCCAACUACACGCCCAAAGGUGGAAAAUGAAACACAUUUGGAAGACACUUUGAGAGACUGUAGAAAGAAGACAUUAUAGGCAAUUGCUGUAGUAGUUAUAUCAUUGUUGGAUUAGUUCUUUUGCCAUGUAUAGAAUAUUGAGCACAUGAAAGUUUGUGUGCACGCUACUGAAAUAAUAAUCAUACACUCAACUAG